Sitodiplosis mosellana (orange wheat blossom midge) is the source of this 1852-nucleotide messenger RNA. It is a transcript of the gene eIF4EHP, whose product is annotated as eukaryotic translation initiation factor 4E type 2. Gene Ontology annotation, molecular function: RNA 7-methylguanosine cap binding; translation initiation factor activity. The record is from RefSeq and is a predicted model, not a curated record. The coding region runs from base 568 to 1416 and encodes 282 amino acids. Gene Ontology annotation, cellular component: eukaryotic translation initiation factor 4F complex. Gene Ontology annotation, biological process: translational initiation. The transcript is spliced from 6 exons. Lineage: Eukaryota; Metazoa; Arthropoda; Insecta; Diptera; Cecidomyiidae.
GUCUCUAUGAAAUGUCAAAUGUUUUGUAAUAAUAUUUGCGUUGAGUGCACGCACACAUUUGCACAAGAAGAGAGAAAUUCAAGAAACUUUAUUGUACACAUAGAGCUCAUCUGGUUUGAGUAUCAAAGAAUAUAUAUAGAGAGAAAGAAGAGAAGAAGAAAAAAAAACUACUACAUUGUAUAAAUUUUUGUAAAAUUCAUCUUUUUUUUGGUUUGGUUAUCAUUGAAACGGAAAUAGUUUACAAAUUAUUUUGAAAACAUUAACAAGUUUUCAUUGAAUGAAGAAUUGAAUGUGUAAAAUAAAGGCAGAUUUAUUUAUUUAUAGCACUUUUACAGCAAGAAAGGUUUAAAAAAAAAAAAAGAAAUUCGUUUAUAAAGGAACUGUGAUAAGUUUUUCAUUUCGUUUUUGCUGAAGAAAGAAAAAGAGAGAAAGGGAGAAAGGCAAAGUUGCGACAAAUUCAUUAAAAUUUAAAACAAAAAACGAUCAGCUCCUUCGAUUGUCUUUCGUAGAGAUUUCUUUUCUUUUCGAUAUACAACAACAAUAACAAAAAAAAAACAGCCGCUAACCAUGUCAAAAUACAUAACAGCAAUGAAAGCGUACGGAGGAGCCGACAGUGAUGAGAGUGAUACAGAGGUUGCUGAAGUCGAUGUCGACAAAUUGCCACCACUAGACAUUAGUCCGGAUGAACACAAACUACAGUAUACAUACUGUUUGUGGUAUCAUAGAGGCUCGUACAAAAUCAAAAAUCCAUCGGUAAGAUAUGAUGAUUACAGCAAAUCGUUGCAUUUGAUUGGUCGUUGUGCAUCUGUUGAGCAAUGGUGGGGCCUUUAUUGUCGUUUGAUACGUCCAUCAACGUUGAAACCAUAUCGGGAGCUGCACUUGUUCAAAAGUGGCAUCAAGGCGAUGUGGGAAGAUCCACAGAAUGCUAAGGGUGGCAAGUGGGUGAUCCGUUUACGUAAAAAUAAAAUCGAUCGUGCGUGGGAAAAUGUUUGUAUGGCAAUGCUGGGCGAACAAUUUCUCGUCGGUUCGGAGAUAUGUGGUGUUGUUUUGUCGACUCGUUUUCCGGAAGACUUGUUGUCGGUGUGGAACCGAAGUGCCGCAGAUCAAAACUGCACGAACAGAAUUAGAGAUACUCUGAGGCGGAUUCUCAAUUUGAGCCCAAAUACACCGAUGGAGUAUAAGAGUCAUUGUGACAGUUUGAAAUAUUUGAAAUCCGUGUCUUCUUCGUCACCAUCGGCAUCGACGACUGUAUCAACAACAAAUUCAUCUCCAGCUGGUAACGCAACAACUAGCACUAGCAACAGUAAUGCCUACAAUCCGCCGAUCACACGGAACAAUGGAGCGGGCAAUGGCGUAAUCGGUGCGCCCACAUCUCGUUUCUUCUCAAGACCAUUCACAACCACUUCACACAGUUAACACAGCAGUCAUUAAAACAAAUUGUUUAUUUUCAUUCACUGACACCUAUGCACACCGACAGCAAUAUUAUCACAAUAAAGAAACAAAAAAAAAAAAUAAUAAAUUGAAGAACAACCGAACGAAGUCUUGAUUCUUCGAUUCGAAACAAAAUUUCGUCGACGGUUAACUGAGAUGCAUAUUUAAAUGAAAAUGAAACGGAGAGAACAUCAAAUAGAAACACCAUAUUUUUUAUUACUUAAACGUUCCAAAACGUGCGUUUCUGGACAAUAUUCAUUUCUACUUUGAGAAAAAAAUUCUAGUUUGAAAAAAAAAUUGUAUAAAUCUAUGGAAUGAACAAAAAUUAUGUAAACCUAAAAAAAAACCAAUUCGGACGUUAAUUAUUAUGUUGGUAAAAAACUUCAAGAAUAAAACCUCAAUGUUUUUUUUCUUACCACAA